This is a messenger RNA of Prorocentrum cordatum, 927 nucleotides long. Lineage: Eukaryota; Dinophyceae; Prorocentrales; Prorocentraceae. The record is from the annotation of a GenBank genome assembly.
AUUGUGUAUCGUUUCCUCGGCGUUCGUGCUGUAAGCGUAGGCGAUGUCGUCUGACGUGCGUAUGAUCGUGUGGUCGGCGAUGGCAAAGUGGUCCAGCUCAGCUUCCGCUUGUGCCUCUUCGCUUGAAAUCGGUUGUCCGUUGACACCGAUGGUCUCCUCCUCAUCAUCGCCCUCCUCCCCCUCAUCCGCUCUCCGCCUCCCACAUGCGCCCAGGCAGACUCCAGACCUCGGGCCAUGGUUGCUGUGAUCGUGGGCGCCGCCCUGCUUGUCGCCCUGGUGGUCGUCUGCCUGCUCCUCCCCAGGAUGCGAUCCAUGGACGCCCACGACCACGAGAGCGAGGAGUGCCUGGCUGGAAGUGGCGGGGCCCGCAGCGGCAGCAAGGUCGAGGGCAUGCUGCCAGCGUCCGAGGGACUGGCGGGCAUCCCCAGCCCAGACGCGCUGAGGACCUGGGCGAGCCACCUCCAGUGCGCCAGCUGGCCAGGCCUGCAGGCGCCGGCACCGUUCAGGUACACCCCGCUGCCCACGCACGACUCCUACCCCAGAGGCGCCCCGCUCCCCGUGGAGCGCCGCGCCCUGGCGGUGCCCGUGCAGACCGCCACGCCGGUGCCGGUGGAGGCGGUGCGACGGCCUCGGCUCCCCGAUCACCGCGUGGUGCCCGCACGCGAGCGGGGCGCCCUGGGGCCCGAUCACUCGAUGCCGUCGGUGCUGGAGGUGCAGGACGAGAGCGGCGUCUCGCUGGGGCCGCACGGCCAGCCCUGGGCCGCGCUCUUCGAUCCGGGGGAGCUGCCGCGCGCGCGGCGUUGGGCGUCCACCUUGGACCCCGUGGCCGAGCCCGUGGCGGCCAGCGCCAGCACCCCGGCGGUGACCGUGAUGCAGGCCGACCGCGAGGGGAACGCCUGGAGGCUGAGCGAAGGCUACAGCCACUGA